This is a messenger RNA of Stylonychia lemnae, 1461 nucleotides long. The record is from the annotation of a GenBank genome assembly. Lineage: Eukaryota; Ciliophora; Spirotrichea; Sporadotrichida; Oxytrichidae.
AUGAGUGAACAAAAGUAGAUUAUUUGCUCAACCUGCAGGAUCUAAUUCCCAAGCGUUGACCCUUAUAAGAUCCACUUGACCGCAGACUUCCAUCAAUACAACACCAAGCGUAGAAUGGCAAACUUAGAUCCAAUUACUGAGGAAAUUUUCCUUCAGAAAAAGUCAACUUUAUUGGCCACUGCUGGUACUUAGAAUAACAGUCAAAUGACAGAUAACAUGUGGAAGUGCGAGCCUUGUAAGAAAACUUUCAAGUCUAAUGAACAACUUGAGCAGCACAAAUUGGCAAAGCAACACAAGAAGAACGAGAAACUCUUUAUUUAAAACAAUCCUGACACUACACAGUCAUCCAUGUUCAAGUCUUUCUAGAUUGAAAACAAGAAUGCUGGAGUCAUGAUGAUACCAUAGGAGAAUAUUCUAGGCAUGCUUAGUAACGAUGGGAAUGAAACUGAGUCAAUUAAGGAAGAGAAUGAGAAGUUGGCAGAGAUCCCAACUGCAUUAGAUAAUUUGAGAAUAUGUCUAUUUUGCAAUAAAGAAAGCGAAGGAGUCAAGAAAAACCUAGAUCACAUGAUGAUUACGCACUCAUACUUCAUCCCAGAUGUAGACUGCAUCAUUAACUUGAAGGGGCUGUUAGGAUAUAUUGCUGAGAGAAUUCAUUUAGGGUACUUGUGUCUCUUAUGUAGCAAAUAAUUCAGUAAUGGUCGCAGCUGCCAAUAGCAUAUGAUGGAUAAAGGUCAUUGCUAGAUGAGCACUGAAGAUGAGGAGGAAUACGAAGAGUUUUAUGACUUUACCAAGACAUAUGAUAAUCACCCAUUGGUUGAAAAACAAUCUCAAAAGAAAAAGGAGAGAAAAGAAGGUGAAGGAGAGUAAGAUGAAGCCUGGGAAGAUGUUGAUUUUGAGAGUGAAGAAGAAGUUGAAGGUGAAGUUGAGGAAGAAGAGGAAAAAAAUCAAUAAGAAGAAAGCAAGGUAGUCGAGGAAAGUAAAUUAGAUGGAGAGUGUGAAUAAAUAGAUACUUCAACUACUCCUAAGGAGAAAAGAGCAGGUAAAGAAUUCAAGCAGAGAUUAGGAAAGUAAAGAGAAGAUGCAACAUUAGGAUUGAAUAUUAAGGCAGCGGAGUUGCUUGAGACUGGAGAGAUUAAACUCGGAAACGGAAAAAUUAUUGGAACAAGAGAACUUCGUUAUAUCUAUAAACAAAAAUUCAGAAUGCCAGACACAAGAGAGGCAGUUUUGAUUAACAAGCUUGCCUUGGAAUAUAGAAGAAUAAGAUCAGUUGCCAUCAGUGGAUCUGCUGAGGCAAUUGGCAAUAACGCUGCUCUUCAAGUUUAUAAUGGACUGAAGUUUAAUAGACAUGACGCAAAUGCUGCAAGGGAAUAUAACAUGAUGAAGAAAAGAGAAAACUACAACAAGCUUAAGAUGGGUCUUACAGGCAACAAUCUUCAGUAUUACUUUAGAAAGAGAGAAUGA